UGAUGUAAGGGAAUAUGUUCGGACUUGUGAUGCAUGUCAACGUAGGGGGGGACCUACUAAACAUGAAUAUUUACAUCCUAUUAAAGUCGGACAACCCUUUGAUAGAUUAGGAAUGGAUAUUGUUGGACCUUUACCUGAGACAAGGAAAGGAAACAAGUAUAUGGUUGUGGCAACUGAGUAUUUAACUAAGUGGCCAGAAGCUAGGGCAAUCCCUGACGCCAAAGCUGCUUCGGUGGUGCAAUUCUUUUAUGAAGAUAUUAUAAGUCGUCAUGGUUGUCCUAAGAUAUUGUUGACAGACCAAGGAACUCACUUUGUUAACCAAAUGUUGGAUGAACUAUGUCGAGUGAUGGGAAUUAAACAUAAAUUAUCAUCGGCAUAUCAUCCACAAACAAAUGGAUUGGUUGAGAGAUUUAAUAGGACGCUUUGCGAAGCAUUGGCCAAGUAUGCGGCCACCUAUAAAGAAGAUUGGGAUAUAUAUUUACCUUCGGUAUUAUUUGCUUAUAGAACAAUGAUACACAGUACUACUAGACAUGAACCUUUUUAUUUAACCUACGGGAGAGAAGCAAUAUUUCCAAUUGAAUUACAAAUUCCUACUUACCCUACGGAAGUUAGUAGUGAAGAACAAAUAGAAGAAUUAUUAUUAAAAAGA
This is a messenger RNA of Entrophospora candida, 649 nucleotides long. The record is from the annotation of a GenBank genome assembly. Lineage: Eukaryota; Fungi; Glomeromycota; Glomeromycetes; Entrophosporales; Entrophosporaceae.